Messenger RNA from Aplosporella prunicola CBS 121167, 1737 nucleotides. RefSeq lists its product as uncharacterized. NCBI's taxonomy places the organism in Eukaryota, Fungi, Ascomycota, Dothideomycetes, Botryosphaeriales, Aplosporellaceae. The transcript has 4 exons. The coding region runs from base 1 to 1647 and encodes 548 amino acids. The record is from RefSeq and is a predicted model, not a curated record. Gene Ontology annotation, molecular function: iron ion binding; monooxygenase activity; oxidoreductase activity, acting on paired donors, with incorporation or reduction of molecular oxygen.
AUGGACACGAACAAGACUCUAGAACAUCUAUCAGUAGCGCCUACUGUUUUCGAACCCGACAGAUUGAUUUCAAAGUCAUUUUUAAGGAUUCUCCUUCAGGAACUGCUUGCACACCCAGUCAAAUUCGUGGUAGCAAUCGGGAGCCUACUUCUAGCAGCCUACACCAUCGACUCUCUCCGCAACGGCCUCGUGCACCUCAACGAUUUCCCAGGGCCGCGAUGGGCAGCCUACACGCGGCUCUGGCUAUGCAAGGUGCUGGCAUCGGGAAACUCUGCGCAGACAUUCGUCGACGUCAACGCAAAGUACGGGCCGGUAGCGCGGAUCGGGCCCAACAACCUCGUGACGAGCGAUCCGGACCUGACGCGGCGGAUACUGGCGGCGCGGUCGCACUACACGCGCGGCCCGUGGUUCGACUCGAUCAAGAUCGACCCGCACGUGCCGAACAUUGUGUCGGAGCGGGACACGGGCAAGCACAACCACCUGCGGUACCAGAUGUCGGCCGGGUACGCGGGCAAGGACAUCACGGGGCUGGAAGCGGCCAUCGACGCGCGCAUAGCCGAGUUCGUCGGCCUGGUCGAGCGGAACUGGCUGUCGGAGGCGGAGGCGACCAGGCCGUUCGACAUUGCACGGCGCAUCCAGUAUCUCGCCGUCGAUGUUAUCACGAGCUUGGCGUUUGGGAAGCCGCUGGGCUUCCUCGAGGCCGACGCGGACAAGUUUGGCUUUUUGGCGACGAUUGAGUCGCAGCUGCCCAUUGUGCAGCACUUUUCUGUCAUCCUGGAGCUGAACAAUGUUUUGGCGUGGGCGGCCAAGUUCAAGUUCCUUCGGCCGUUCAUCGUGCCGUCCGCUGCAGACAAGAAGGGGAUUGGCAUGAUUAUGGGGAUUUCCCAGAAAGUCAUCGAGCGGCGGUUUGGCUCUCGAGCAGAGAAAAAGAAGGACAUGCUGGGGUCGUUUAUAUCGCGCGGCCUCGACGCCAGCGAGGUCGAGAUGGAGAUAUCGAUUUCCCUCGUAGCAGGCUCUGACACGACAGCAACGGCGAUGCGCUCGACGCUCCUCUCCAUCAUCUCCAACCCACGGGUGUACACUCGGCUGGUGCGGGAGAUCGACGACGGCAUCAGGCGGGGCAUUGUGUCGUCGCCCAUCGCGGAAGAAGAAGCCAAGCGGUUGCCCUACCUGCAAGCGGUGAUCAAAGAAGGGCUGCGGCGGUUCCCGCCCAUCACGCAGCUGCGCGAGCGCAUGGUGCCGCCCGAGGGUGACUGGUACGACGGCAAGUUCAUCCCGCCCGGCACGUACGUCGGGCUGAACGCGUGGGGCCUGCAGCUCGACCCCGUGUUUGGCAGCGACCCGGAGGUGUUUAGGCCCGAACGGUGGCUGGUCGACGACCCGGAGCGCCUGCGCCGCAUGGGCCAGGUCCAGGAGCUCAUCUUUGGCCACGGCACGACGCGGUGCUUGGGCAUUCCGAUUGCGAUGAUGAACCUGAACAAGAUCUUUGUCGAGCUCUUGCGUCGCUUUGAUAUCCAGGUUAUCAACCCCCAGAGACCAUGGCAGAGCAUUUGCUAUGGUAUUUUCUUCCAGAAGGAGUUCAAUGUCCGGAUUACUCGCCGGGCCACCGAAGACCAGAGCCAGGAGGAGACGGCGUGGAGUUCUUAAGCUCACUUCCCGCUUAUGUCGAGACGGUAGAAACAGUGAAGAAAUAUACACGGGCCAUAGAGUAGAUUGCAUCCUCAGCCCACUCAGUUG